CUAUUGGGGCACAUCAUUCGCCUCUCUCUCACUGCCCUGCAGAUUGAACCUGACAAUUGUGUUACAGAUUCACUCCAUAUCUAUGAUUCUCUCAUGCCCAUCAGAAGUAGGAAUUUAUACCGAGCCUGUGAAUCCUUUGGUUCUUUCCCAGUUUCUUUUGUAUCAACUGGCAAUGGCAUGUUUCUAUCAGCUCAAAUCCCUCAGAGUUCAUGGAAAGAAAGGAAAUAAAGGGAUAUUUUGAAGCAAUCCCCAAGAAAAAAUUUGAAAAUACUAUACUUUCCAUGGAUGGAAUGAGAUUGGAGGGAAACAUAACUAGUCCAUAUUAUCCAAGUUAUUUCCCUCUAAAAUGUAGUUCCACGUGGAUAUUUAAGACUUCUAUGCCUUUUGGAUUAGCGUUGAAAUUUCAGAACUAUACCUUGAAGGAAAAGGGAUUUGAACCAUGUGAUCAUGGCUGGUGGAAAAUAAAUGAAAAAAUGUACUGCGGUUAUCAAAUAGAUUACCAGACAGUUUUCCACAUAGCUAAUUUUCUGGUUAGUAUCACAUUCCAGUGCAGUGGAAAACAAUCAAGCAAGGCAUUUCUGGCUGAGUACAGCAGCUACAACAUCAGUCAACCUUGUCCUAAUGGAUAUUAUGUCUGCUCCACUGGUCUGUGCAUCCGACAGUCUCAACGUUGUGAUGGAUCAGAUGACUGCUUUGAUGAAAGUGAUGAAGUAUUUUGUUCUCUACCGCCAAAGGUGUGCAACACAAGUUCUCCACAUCACCACUACUUCAGCUGUGAUGGAGUCAAAGACUGUGAGAAUGGUACUGAUGAACUAAAUUGCACAGACUCUGUGCCCUGUACAAACAUCACCUAUAAAUGUAAGAAUAAUGUGUGUAUUCAGAAGAAGAAUGCUAAAUGUGAUGGAACUAUAGACUGCUUGGAUGGAAGUGACGAAAUGAGUUGUGAUUGCGGCAAUAAAAUACGGCACGGAAGCCGAAUUGUAGGAGGAUCCAAUGCGAAAGACGGAGAGUGGCCUUGGCAAGUCAGCCUUCACUUUUCUGGAUCACCUUACUGUGGGGCAUCAGUAAUAACAAAGGAGUGGCUUUUAUCUGCAGGACACUGCUUUCAAGGGGAAAAAAUGUCUGAUCCCAGACCAUGGAUAGCUCAUUUAGGAAUGCAUACUCAAGGAAAUGCAAGGUUUAAAAGUGAGCUCAAAAGGAUUCUUGUCCAUGAAUACUACAAUGGCCGGAACUUUGACUAUGACAUUUCACUGCUGAAACUGAAAACGCCUUGGCCAGACAGACCAACAGCAACAAUCCAACCAAUAUGUGUUCCUUCACUAGCUCAAAUGGUACCAAAUGGAGAGAGAUGCUGGGUAACUGGCUGGGGUCAAAAACAAGAAAGAGGUAACAGUGAUCCUACUGUUCUUCAACAAGCAGAGGUUGAGAUCAUAAACCAGUCCCUCUGUCGUUCCGCCUAUGGACUCAUCACUCCACGUAUGAUGUGUGCAGGAUUGUUAUCUGGGAAAAGAGAUGCCUGUCGUGGUGACUCUGGAGGACCAUUGGCUUGUCAAGAGAAAGUUGGUGGCAGAUGGUUUCUAACUGGCAUUGUGAGCUGGGGUCAUGGAUGUGGAAGACCACAUUUUCCUGGAGUCUACACAAGAGUGUCAAAGUUCGCUACAUGGAUCCAACAGCAUGUCUCUGCCUUGCCAAAAACUGAUGGUGUUACAUAUAGGGCGAUGCGAAUGCUUCCAAAGCCGCGGAUCAGUGAGGUCUUCACCAUUUCAGAGACAGCCGCUCACCAACAAAAACAAACAAGACCCACCUGUGCCCAGAACUAUCCUGUUGCAGAAUAUAACAAAGACACCUUGCUUUCCGAUCAGUGUCUCAAUCUUUCAUCGGCUCAUUCUGUGGAUCCAUUAGCACUCAAAACCUACCUCUGCCCUUUGAAGUUCUCCCACGGGCUGGCAAGAAGUGAACCCUACAGAAGAUGGAUCCUUGGCUCCCUGCCCAUAAUUCCUCUUUCAGCAGCAGCAAUCAUUGCGGUCCUUUGUUACUGCUUGUCUCCCGCUCUCUCCAUUUUUUAUCUGAGUGGAAGUCUAGAAAUCUCUAACCUCACCUACACCAAUGAAUUGGGAAACCCACAGUCAAAACAAUUUAUCUCACAAGCUCAAGCUGUCCAGAAUUAUUUUUCGGAACUAUAUGAGUCAUCUAUAUUGGGGAAAUAUUACCUGAAAUCAGUCAUUGCUACAUUUAGCGAAGGCGAAGAAGGGCUUCGAGCUUAUUAUUGGAGUAAAUUCUCAGCACCAGAAGACAUAGCACACUAUUUUAAAAAUACAACUACAUCUAAUUUGCAACAAGUCAAUGGAAAGAAGUUAAAAAUCCCCCUGUUGAACUCUUCUGAAGAGAUUUCCUCUGUUGAAGAAGAUUUUGAUGUUUACACAAUUGAGCUAUUUGUUUCAGGUUCUGAAGAAUAUGAUUUAACUGUCAAGUCAGCGAUUUCUUUUGAUCUGUAUGCAAAACCAGGCAACAAUCGGACACUGACGCUAACUCAGCCAAAAAGAUCCUACUACCAAUGGCGACUGCGAGUUCCGGCAGGCCAUAUUGUACAUUUAAUGAUUCUGACACUAUACGGGGCCGUUCCUGGAAACUGUGCCAUUCAUAAACUAUCAGCCUAUGAUUUUCUGCUUCCCAUACAGAACAAAAUAAUUGCACGGUGGUGUGGUUCACCUGUCAGUUGGGCUCCUCCAGUUAUCAAAUUGACUUCCUCUGGCAAUGUGAUGCUAGUGACAUUUUCAUCAAAAGUUCUAAGAGGCGGUGCUGUAUUUAAAGCAUACUUUGAAGCUAUUCGUAAAAGAGGUUGUGGUGGUAACGUCAUAUCCUGGAAUGGUUCAUUGAGCUCUCCCUAUUACCCUCGCUACUACCCACCCAAGAUUGACUGUACCUGGACUAUAACAACACCUGCUGUAGGGUACAUUAUAGCCCUUUCAGUUAUUGUUUUGGAAAUCCAAGAGAGAUCCCAAGGUUCAAACUACUGUGAUAGAGACUGGUUGGAGAUUGAUGGAAUCAGAUAUUGCAAUCGAUUAACUGCGGGUCGUUUUCACAAGAUUUAUGGAAGAUCUGUCAAAAUUAAGUUUUCCUCUGAUCAGUCUGUUACCCACAAAGGAUUUUAUUUGGAAUACAGAGCUUUUAGCCAUGAGGAUCCUUGCCCAAACCAAUUUAAAUGCAAGGAUGGAUCAUGUAUCUCUGUAAAGAGUCACUGUGAUGGAUGGACCGAUUGUCUGGAUGGCAGUGAUGAAUCAAAGUGCAAUUGCUACUUCACAUGCCCAGGUGGUACCUGCAUUCUCCACAGAUCUGUUUGCGAUGGAAUAAAUGAUUGUGCAGAUGAAAGUGAUGAACUAAACUGCACAAAGACACUCCAUAAAGGUUGCUCCUUGUAUUCAUAUAAGUGCCGCAAUGGGAAAUGUGUGAACAAAAUUAAUCCAGAGUGUGAUGGGAAAAGGGAUUGCCAGGAUGGUUCGGACGAAUCAGGCUGUGGGUGUGGAACAAGCCCAACCAAGAAAACAAAAAUAGUUGGGGGUGAAGAUGCCAAGAAUGGAAAGUGGCCUUGGCAAGUUAGUCUGCAAAUGGGAUUGUACGGACACAUAUGCGGUGCAUCUAUUGUCUCCAAUCGUUGGCUUGUUUCUGCUGGCCAUUGCUUCCAAGACUCUGACUCCAUAAGAUAUUCCACUUCAUCAGCUUGGACUGCAUAUCUGGGUUUGCAGUUAAUGAAUAGAAUGAAUUCCAGGAUAGUAACCAGAUCAAUUCGUAGAAUUGUUACCCACCCCAAAUACGAUGAAUUCACAUCAGAUUAUGACAUUGCACUGCUGGAACUGAAGACACCGGUCUUCUUCAGCGAUUCCAUCCAACCAAUUUGCUUACCAGCUGCUACUCACAUCUUCACUCCCACUGCAAACUGCUAUGUAACUGGCUGGGGCGUCCUGGGAGAAGACGGUGAGCUGGCCACUGUUCUUCAGGAAGCUAGUGUGAAAAUUAUUCCUCUUGGUAUUUGUAACAAGCUGUAUGAGAACUCUGUGACUUCCAGAAUGAUUUGUGCGGGCUACCUUCGGGGUGGGGUUGAUGCAUGCCAGGGAGACUCUGGAGGCCCAUUGGUGUGUCUGGGCAAAAGAAGAAGAUGGUUUCUAGCGGGAAUAGUUAGCUGGGGAGAAGGAUGUGCUCGACGUAAUCGUCCUGGAGUUUAUACUCGUGUUUCUAGAUUUUCUGACUGGAUCAAACAACAAAUUAAUUGAAACCUUGGAUUAUUCAACGAAGAUGUUCCUUAUGUUUCCUAAUUGGAUUAAUUUAAUAACUCAAUAUUUUUCACUUUCAAGUGAGCCUGAAACAUGAUUAUUGAUUCCAUCCACUAAUGCUUUGAAGAUUCAACGGCCAGUAACAGCCAUUGUCAGAACAAAAACUGUGGUAGGAAAAACAUACACAAAACAAUGGUUAAUAGUAUGUGAAUGAUUCCUACUAAGAAGACAUUUAUAAAUGAAUUGAGUUCUGCUAAUAGCUGGCAAAAUAGAGGCAUAAGAAUAGUACCUAUGUUAUAUGUCAAGGUUUUAUUACAGUGCAAUAUCUAUACUAGCUUUAUCAAGUAAUUGUUUUAGAGGUUUCUAUUCUUAUUUUAAAAGAGGACAAUGUGUAGUGCUGUUACACUUGGUAGAUCAAUUAGCUUUACUAUUUACUAAUUAGGGUUGUGAAAGCGCAUUUAUUUUGAAAUAAUAAUUAAAUUUUUCAAGGACAAUUGACAAUUAUGUUUGUGAUUGUGAUCUUUCAUAAUUUUCCAAAUAAUUUCAUGCCAAAUCUUUGCAUAAAGUCUAAAAAUAUUCAGUUAUUUUUGUGAUUUCCUGUCUAUUUUAAUUGGCACAAAGCAUGAACACAGGAAAAAUCCAUCAUUGCAUGCUUUGCUGCACGUUAGAGUCAUUGAGCACAACACGGAAACAGGUCCGGCCUACCUUGACCACGCAACCAAAUUGGCAUAUUAUUGGUUGUCCUAUUUGCCUGCAUUUAGCCCAUCUAUAUUACUAAAAGUCUGAUCUUGACCACUUCCUGUU
Molecule: messenger RNA, 5072 nt
Organism: Amblyraja radiata (thorny skate)
Lineage: Eukaryota; Metazoa; Chordata; Chondrichthyes; Rajiformes; Rajidae
Product: suppressor of tumorigenicity 14 protein-like
Exons: 30
Coding region: 210-4268 (1352 amino acids)
Biological process (GO): proteolysis
Molecular function (GO): protein binding; serine-type endopeptidase activity
Source: RefSeq, a predicted model, not a curated record